AUGCUGCUCGCCAGCCUCAUCCACUUCGCUCAAGCACAGUCGUUUGGUCAUUUAGAGCUGCACAAUGGUUUCACGGCGCUGAUCUCUUCGGAUGUCGAAGCACAAGUCUCUGUUGCAGUCAUUUGUACUGCGCCACCAACAGAAAGCAGCGAUAACGGCGAGUUCUGUACAGAAGUUGCUCCCCUGCAACUGGGACGAUUGAAGAGCUUGAUCAUUCUGCAGGAGUUUGUACAGUGCUACCGAGGUGACAUCGAGCGUCUUUCAGCGGAAAGUAUCGAGCAAGCCAAGCUCAAGGCAGAGGAGUACACCUUGACGAGCGCUCUGGGUGGAUUCCAAGAUGGUUGUGAUGGCACGUUGGACGAGUUCAUCGAUUUCCAGCGUGGCUUCAUCGAUCUCGUGAUGGAGACCACCGCUCGGGGCAUCACAAAUUCGAUCAUGUCGUGGAGUCACGAUGGUGCAUCUAUCAUGGCCCAGAGUUCUCUAGCUAUUCGACUGGCUCGCGGGUUUUUCAUGAAUGCCGAGACUGGAGAUGCAGUAUACUCGACAUGUCCUGGGCCAGACGGCAGCUUCUUUGGCCAGGACCUUGCUUCUCAAAAGCUUCAUCACCUUCACAAUAGCGCAAGGGUCCAACAGGUCGUGAAGCAUGUCGCCAAAGCACUACAUGAAAGUGCACCAAUUUUGAGCCAGCUCACCCAUGGCAGUUGCGGUACGCUUAGUACUGGUGCUGCUGUCGUCGUGAGAUUCAGGCACCUGUCCGGUCGAGACACGAGCGAACUCUUCAUCGCUCUCCGCAUGGUUCGAGUAAGUCGUAACUUGAUGUGGUUCUCCGGUUUAUACCUCGUUCUCAUCUUACCAUUGCCUGCGUUUGCAUUCGAUCUCAGACUGGGGAAUUCUCGACUGGUAUCGUCUUCUAUGGUGACAACGCACUCUUUCGCGGACGAGAAAGCGAUUUAUAUUCUUCAGGAAAACUCCGACAAGCUCUGGCAGCUCACCCAAGUGGUAAACGCAUGCUGA
Molecule: messenger RNA, 1014 nt
Organism: Phytophthora nicotianae INRA-310
Lineage: Eukaryota; Oomycota; Peronosporomycetes; Peronosporales; Peronosporaceae
Exons: 1
Coding region: 1-1014 (337 amino acids)
Source: RefSeq, a predicted model, not a curated record